Molecule: messenger RNA, 654 nt
Organism: Copidosoma floridanum
Lineage: Eukaryota; Metazoa; Arthropoda; Insecta; Hymenoptera; Encyrtidae
Product: cytochrome c oxidase subunit 4 isoform 1, mitochondrial-like
Biological process (GO): mitochondrial electron transport, cytochrome c to oxygen
Cellular component (GO): respiratory chain complex IV
Source: RefSeq, a predicted model, not a curated record
AUGGCGACGAUGAGCCGGGGGCUAGUGACGCGAUGGGCGAAAAACAAGGGGCAACAGUUGCAAUUGAUGGGUACGCGACGUUUCGGCAACGUGCACGACCCGUUGGGGUUCGAGAGGAAGAUCAUCGGUGACCGGGAAAUCGUCGGCUACGGCACGAACGGCAACCCGACCUACUUGGACGAGGCCACCUACCCCUUUUCGGCGAUUCGCUACCGCAGCUGCACUCCCGAGCUCAUGGCGAUUAGAGAAAAAGAGCGAGGCGACUGGAGAAAACUGAGCGCCGAGGAGAAAAAGUUCCUGUACAGAGCGAGCUUUCGACAGACGUUCGCGGAAAUGAACGCGCCAACGAGCGAGUGGAAAGUGGUGCUGGGCGGUGUCCUCAUUGGUUUAUCCCUGUCCUUAUGGAUGUACCUGUUUGUCCAUCACAAAGUGCACAUUGAGUUUCCCAAAUCGUUCAGCCACGACAGCCGAAUCGCCCAGUAUUAUCGGAAGAUCGUCAUCAACAAUCAGCCGUUGACCGGUAACGCCCGACCACCGGGUGCUGAACUGAGGGUUCACCCGAAAAACCGGGAGAUGUUCGAGAAAAUGACGGGAAAAGUCAGCCCCAUAACCGGCAACAGUACAAGCAACAACACCAGCACAAGUGGACGAUGA